Messenger RNA from Gongylonema pulchrum, 600 nucleotides. Lineage: Eukaryota; Metazoa; Nematoda; Chromadorea; Rhabditida; Gongylonematidae. The record is from the annotation of a GenBank genome assembly.
UUUGUAAAUGUGAAUCGAUUACAAACGGGAGUCGAUAAUUUUGGCGGUGGCCGUUAUCCGUAUUAUAUUGAACCGGUUGUUAUUAUUAGCAUUACUGAUGGCAACUGUUUAACGUGUCCACAGUAUGGAACUGUUAAUGAAGUAGUUCUCGAACGUUGGCUGUCGUGCCGAGCUUCGGAGAUUCAAUUCCGUUGGCGAGGCAACCAUUUGCUUUACGAUUCGUUCAUUCGUUUCGAUGAUAAGCCGAUUGUAGCAAUCAAGAUGACCCCAGGAAGCCGAAGGGGACGCUCCUAUUGCAUCACUUCACAUAAAAUGUUGUCCAGUUGUAUAGAAUCAAUUAUCCAGAAGCUGCAGCAGCAGGGCAUUGUUUUGCAUUUCGAAAAAAUUGGACCCGAUCCUCCGCCAAUUCCUGAUCGAGCAAACGGUUUAGUGGAAAAUUGCAAAAAAAACGGUGAAUUGAAUGUGGAAAAAUUGUCCGGUGUUGAAAAUUGGCGUAGCAUUACAUGUAGUGUAUAUUCGCGUGCAUCACGAUCCUAUCCUGGCCAUUGGCCAAUCCCAGAAGCGUUCUGGCCUGAUCGAAACAUUAAUUCGUCAGAAUAG